Molecule: messenger RNA, 2125 nt
Organism: Melanotaenia boesemani (Boeseman's rainbowfish)
Lineage: Eukaryota; Metazoa; Chordata; Actinopteri; Atheriniformes; Melanotaeniidae
Gene: cmklr1
Product: chemokine-like receptor 1
Exons: 2
Coding region: 72-1115 (347 amino acids)
Biological process (GO): phospholipase C-activating G protein-coupled receptor signaling pathway; regulation of calcium-mediated signaling; positive regulation of macrophage chemotaxis
Cellular component (GO): plasma membrane
Molecular function (GO): complement receptor activity; G protein-coupled receptor activity
Source: RefSeq, a predicted model, not a curated record
ACACCAUCUCUGUCAACUCAUCAGCAACACGAUCAAGUCAGUUGCAGAGGAUUCACUGAGCAGUAGGUAAAAUGGAAAUGGCAGAUGAUGUCUAUGAUACUUCUGAGGACUACAACUACAUUGAAGACAACUUUACCGCUAAAGAAGAGCAUGUUUUUCAGCAUCAACCAACAUGUUUAAAAGAAGUCCAGUGUGUGUCCCUGAUUGCAGUUAGCGUGGUCAUUUUUCUGCUGGGUCUCUGCGGUAAUGCUUUGGUCAUCUGGAUCACUGGUUUCAAAAUGAAAAAGUCAGUCAACACCACGUGGUACAUGAGCCUUGCCAUCUCCGACUUUGUCUUCUGUGCCUUCCUCCCAUUGAGUAUCGCCCACAUGGCACUUGAGGAUUGGAUCUUUGGUCAUUUCAUGUGCAAGUUUGCCUCUUCGUUGAUGUUCAUCAACAUGUUCAGCAGCAUUUUCCUCCUUGUUGUUAUUAGUGUGGACCGCUGUGUGUCAGUCAUGUUUCCAGUUUGGGCCCAGAACCAGCGUACCAUUCAAAAGGCAUCAGUUGUAGUUGUCCUGGCCUGGCUUCUUGCCAUUGGCUUAAGCAUCCCCUCCAUGAUCUUUCGAGAUGUUAGGAGCCACCUGGGUAGAAACAUUUGCUUCAACAACUACUCACAAUAUCCAGACAGUCACAAGACGGUAGCAGUGAGCCGCUUCAUUGCGGGCUUUAUUGUUCCUUUUACCGUCAUUAUUUUCUGCUACUCGAUCAUCAUCGUCAGGCUUCGUAACAACAAGAUGACAAAAUCCUCCAAACCCUUUAGAGUGAUGACUGCACUCAUCGCUGCUUUUUUCAUCUGCUGGCUCCCCUACCAUGUGUUCAUUCUACUUGAACUGAAACACCAAUACUAUGACCACAGCAUUUUAGCGACUGGACUCAAAAUAUGCACAUCUUUAGCAGCAGCAAACAGUUUCCUUAACCCUGUGCUGUAUGUGUUCAUGGGCAAUGACUUCAAGCAGAAGUUCAAGAGCUGUCUACUCGCCAGGAUGGAGAAUGCAAUGGGAGAGGAAGGCCGCACUAUCAGCCGAUACCUGUCCAGGUCCAGCUCCAUGGACGGCAGAGCUUCCACACACAUUUAGAGCCUCAUUUUACAUGAUGACAUGACCCUCUAAAUGUCUAUAGAUGGUGUAAAUGUAAAUGUAAAUAUGAUCACUUUGUUGCAGUAUUUCACUGUUGUCAGCAGAGUCAAUAUGUAAAUAUGUGGUCAGCGCUUUGGACAAUGGGAGAUCAUUUUAACUUCAGCACAGACAAAGGAACUUUAGUUGUAGAAUAUGAAGUGUAAAAUACAAUCUAUAUCUGUGUUACUAAACAUGUUAAAUCUAGCAUUAUCGUAGUGGCUGAAAAUACAGUUGGCACACUGUCAAAAUAAUUUUGCUUCUAUUUGUCAGACAUGCUGGGAAUUGUUACAUUUUACAAAUAUUUCUGAUCCCAAAUAGCAGAUGCAUUCAAAACCAGUGCUGUGCCAUUUAUUUUUUUAACUGUGAAACGCAUAAAAGGGGAUGUUGGAAUUCAGUGGCAAUUCAGUUUUAGCAGAAAAUGACAUGUUUGGAUUUAGUUCAGUAUGGCUAAAUUAAAUGCAGCUAAUUUUUAAUGUAGUUUAAUUGUUAGUUUUUCCCCUGACUUCUGAACUUAAGUCAUUGUCAUGCUACUGGAUAUAAAAGACAGGUAAUGGAAACAUUAUAAGUGAAGUAAGUCAUAUGUAUAUAUAUAUAUAUAUAUAUAUAUAUAUAUAUACAUAUAUAUAUGUGUGUGUGUGUGUGUGUGUGUGUGUGUAUUUUCUUUUGUGCACAUAGUACUUAAAAACUUUCCAUCACCAAAUUAAAAUAAAGUGCUUUAAUUUAAAUUUAUUAUUGUUACAACUUUUAUGUAUAUUUGACCAAAGCUUCUAUUGUAGGUUGAACGCUUGUGUUUGCUUUGAUCUGCUUUGAACAGGAGUUCAGUGGAGAAUGUAACCAUCUAUGAACUCAGUAAGACCAGCUGUUUUCAUUGGUUAAUAAAACCAAGCUGUUGAAUGGAUCUGUAUAUAAGAACUUUUAUGUAUGAGAGGUGUAAAUUUGGUUCAAUAAAUUCUUGAAUCACUGAGUGAAAA